Talaromyces marneffei is the source of this 339-nucleotide messenger RNA. RefSeq lists its product as uncharacterized. NCBI's taxonomy places the organism in Eukaryota, Fungi, Ascomycota, Eurotiomycetes, Eurotiales, Trichocomaceae. The coding region runs from base 1 to 339 and encodes 112 amino acids. The record is from RefSeq and is a predicted model, not a curated record. The transcript has 2 exons.
AUGUCACUCUUCGGCUCCUCUUCCUCCUCCACCCCCUCCGAGCAAUCCUCCGCCGAACUCAAAAAUGCUCUCAUGCAAUCAGUCCAAGCCGAAGCUGCUGUGGCCAACACCCGCAUUCUCAUCAACAAAAUAAACGAAAACUGCUUCGACCGCUGCAUCCCCACUCCCGGCUCAACACUCUCAGCUGGUGAAAGUACUUGUCUUUCGUCGUGCAUGGACAAAUACAUCAAUCUCUGGAAUGUGACUAGUCGUGCGUACGUCUCGAGGGUGCAGAAGGAGUCGAAGAGGAUGGGUGCUGGGGCGGAUGUUUUGGGAGCUUUGGGAACGUCGGAGCAAUAA